AUGGAAGCGGUUGCUUCACCCUGCUCUGAAUGGUGUGUCACAUCAAACAAGCAUUGUGCAACUGACUUACUUCAAUUGAAAGCACUGCCUUGCACCGAAGACGGAAGCGAGUUUCUUGAGCCUGGAAAACCCCCACCACUGCGGCAGAGGCUCGAGCAGGGCGAUUGGACUCCGUUCGAUUCCCGGCUUGAUUUCGAGGUAGCGGAUUUCCUGUACAAAAAGAAUCAAAUGUCCCAACGGGACGUGAACACUUUGAUGGAUCUGUGGGCUGCAUCACUGGUUCAGUAUGGAGGCAAGCCGCCAUUCGCAAAUUCUGUGCACCUGCUCGAUACGAUCGAUGCGAUCCCCAUUGGCGACGCCCCAUGGUCGAAGGUUGAACUCGGAUACCGCGGUCUCUUGCCAGAAGGCGAUGUACCGUCGUGGAUGAGUGAGAAGUACACGAUCUGGAUACGGAACACCCGCACCGUUGUGCAUUCGUUGAUCGACUGCGAGGACUACAACGGCGACGAUGAGUUCGAUCUCGUACCGUAUCAAGAGGUGAAUGAUCAGGGAGGUCGCCGACUCACCAAUGUCUUAUCUGGGAAUUGGGCGUGGAGACAGGCGGAUUGCAUCGCCGAAGACCCCACAACACAUGGAUCAAUGUUCGUACCUGUCAUUGUGGGAAGCGACAAGACAACUGUGUCAGUCGCGACGGGCCAGAAUGAAUACUAUCCACUGUACAUCUCCAUUGGCAACGUGUCGAAUGGUGUGAGGCGUGCCCAUCGCAAUGCUGUUCGUGUUGUUGCAUUCCUUGCGAUCGCGAAGUGUGAGAAGAAGCACAAGAAUACAGCCGCAUUCCGCACGUUCAAGCGCCAACUAUACCAUGCCAGUGUAUCUGCCGUUCUCGACCCUCUUCGCCCUGCAAUGAAGACCCCAGAAGUAGUUCGCUGCCCCGAUUCGCACUUCCGCCGUGCGAUCUAUGGUGUCGGGCCAAAUCUGAUGGACUAUCCGGAGCAGGCAUUGGCAGCAUGCAUUGUAGAAGGCUGGUGCCCUGUCUGUCCUGGUCACUGUAACCACCUCGACGACGGCUUCGCACAAGGGCGUCGAAGCCAAGAGCUCAAUGAAGAGCUUGUUCGGAGCUUCGACGCGAAGUCUCUGUGGGAAGAAUACGGGAUUGUCGCCAAUGUAAUCCCAUACACCAACGACUUCCCUCGUGCUGAUAUUCACGAGCUGCUGUCCGGCGACCUCCUGCAUCAAGUGAUCAAGCCUUUCAAAGAUCACGUUGUCGAUUGGACGAUUGAGUACCUCAAAAUCGAGCAUGGAGAGGGACGAGCGGGAGAGAUUCUGGACGAGAUUGAUAGACGCAAACCGAAGCACUCACAUACAUACGCAAUGUCUCGUAUUGUCGUUCAUGACAGAAUUGCCGCGAUGCCACCUUUUGUGGGCCUUCGACACUUCCAUCAAGGACGGAACUUCAAGCAGUGGACUGGUGAUGAUUCCCGUGCACUCAUGAAGGUCAGUCGACUUGGAUUGAUAUGGCUUGCUGCAAUCAAAGGGCUUGUGCCGCGCGAGCUCGUCUGCAUGGCUCAUGAGUACCUCGAGUUCGCCUAUCGAAUCCGGCACCCCAUUCAGACAGACAAAAAACUCGACGAGUGUGAGGCGCACCUCGCCGAGUAUCACCGCCACCGCGAGUUCCUCCGGAAUGCAGGCGUCAGGCCCGACGGAUUCUCAAUCCCGCGUCAACAUGCCCAUGGCCAUACACCUCGCCACACGUGGAACUUCGGUGCGCUGUACGGCCUAUGUACUUCCCUCACCGAGAGCAAGCACAUCAAGGCUGUGAAAGAGCCAUGGCGGCGCUCAAACCGCUAUCAUGCCCUCGGCCAGAUGUUGUUGACCAAUCAGCGACUAGACAAACUUGUUGCGGCACGUGUGGACUUCACCGCACGAGGAAUGCUCGAAGGGACUUGCCUAUCUGAGGCUCUCACCAAUUCCUUGUCUAGAUCACCUCCGGGAACGCCGUCCUCAAACAUCUCACAUCAUGACGAUGUUGACGAGCUCGACUACCCGCUCCAGGGCCCACCACUCAUCCCUGACCCUGAACUGGAACUUGAUAAUGAUGAGGACGAUGAGGGCGUAGUGGAAGGGCCGUGUAUAGAGGCAUUUGUAGCCUUAGCGCGCCAACGAGCCAAGGGUUAUCCCGGAAUUCUAGCGGACUUGGGUGCUCACAUCGAACAACCCGAGCUAACGACAUGCGUUGCACGGUUUCUUGCGAAGCAACUGCACGAGGACCCGGACGACGCAGGCGUCCUUGCAACAUACAGCAUACCAAACUUACGAAUCUCGGUAUUCCCAUCUGCGGUCGCCACAUUCCAUGCUCCCGUGGACCCGUCCGGCACUGGUGGUAUGCGGCGCGAGCGCAUUCGGGCAACGCCGUCCUGGCGGUCGGCAGGGCCGCGCUAUGACUGUGCUUUUGUCGAGCAAGAUUCGGCGCAGGCGGGCUUCCGUGGCUUGGGUGUUGUGCGCGUACGUCUCCUGUUUUCCUUCAAGUUCAACGGCAUUCUAUAUCCCUGUGCCCUUAUUGAAUGGUUCCUGCCUCUCGGCGAGGAGCCUGAUGAGGAGACAGGCAUGUGGAUGGUUGAGCCGGAAUUUGACGUUGACACGCGGCGACCGUGCGAGGUGAUCCACUUAGAUACAGUUUUCCGUGCUGCACAUUUACUACCGAUCUAUGGCGAGGACCCACUACCCUUCGGCUUUCGUCUGCAUGACUCACUUGACGCUUUUCGGGCAUAUCUUGUCAACAAAUUCGUUGACUAUCACGCUCACGAACAUGCAUUCUAG
Molecule: messenger RNA, 2817 nt
Organism: Fomitopsis serialis
Lineage: Eukaryota; Fungi; Basidiomycota; Agaricomycetes; Polyporales; Fomitopsidaceae
Exons: 9
Coding region: 1-2817 (938 amino acids)
Source: RefSeq, a predicted model, not a curated record